CCAACUGCCAUCUUGCUGGAAUUUACCUAAAUAUUACAUUUAAAAUACCUUUUUUAUAAUAAUACACCAUGGAAGUGCUGUGAAAAUGCCUAGCUGUCAAUAUUUUAUUUACCUUACAUUCAUGGCUCUAAUUUCUGUCCUUUUUUUGUAUUUUCACCAUAGUUUGUGAUUUUCUAAGUCAACAACUUACUGUUCUACAACCAUGCUACCAAACUAUCUUUCAGACACGAUGUCUGAUGGGAGCGCCGCCGCCGCUGCCGCGGACCAUCCGUCAGCAGCAGAGACGGAUACGUCGUCCGCCGCCUCUGCCGCCGUCAAAACCGAUGACGAGUCCGCCGCGCCGACGGAUGACGUCAUCGUGGAGGAGGAGGCCACGCUGGAGGCGGGCCGCGCCAAGGGCCUGCUGAACUGCGCGCGCUGCGCCGUACGGCUGCAGCACGGCGUGCACGAGCCGCGCCUGCUGCCCGCCUGUCUGCACACACUCUGCCAGCAGUGCGCCUCGGGCGAGAACGAGGGCGCCGAGGUGUGCUGUCCGCUGUGCCGGUGCGUCUCGCCGGGUGUGGUCGCUCACCCGUUACUGGAGACGAUGUUACUGCAGUCGCACGAGCACCGCGCCAGCACUGAGUGUGGCCAGUGCGCCGAGCGGGGCGGCCGCGCCAGCCGCGCCGCCGGCACCUGCCGCGACUGUCAGAUCGACCUCUGCCACGACUGCAUUCAGGCUCACAAGAUCACGCGGGCGACGUGGGGCCACAAGCUGGAGCUGACGCCCGAAGCAGAGAAAGAGGACCUGUGUCCCACUCAUGGCCUGGUGUUUGACAACUACUGCGACUCGUGCAGCGUGCUGUGCUGCCGCGACUGCAUCCUCUCCGCCCACCGCUCCCACCAGUCCUGCACGCUGCAGGAGAAGCUGGAGGGCGUCCGCGGCACCAUCCGCACCGGCCUCGAGGGCGUCCGAGAUAUAAAGACAAAAAUAGAGGAAGAUAUACACAAUUUGAAAGUGAAACUAAAAGAAUUUGACGAGGGGAAAACAAAAGGGCUCCAAGGAAUCCAUGCCUGUUAUGACGAAUACCAGGACCAGAAGCGCAGCUUCUUCCUGAGGCAAAUGGAGGCGUGUCGCCGGCGGCACGACGCGCACAGCAGUCAGCUGAUGGAGCGCCUUCAGGCGGCCUCGCUGGUCGACGCGCGCGCCGCCCACCUGGAGAAGCUGAUCGGCCGACUGCUCGAGUGCCGCCGGCCCACCACCUCACUGCACUACUUCAGGCAUAUCUCCAACCUGUCGCAGCGUCUUUUGAACGUGGAUAUACCGGAGGGGGAGACGGAGAUACCGGUGCUGAGCUUGCGGCGCGUGCUGGGCGUGGACCGAAUACACCCCAUGAUUGCACUGCUGCUGUACGAGGGUAGCACCUGCCUGCAGCCGGGCACCAAGGCGAAAAUUUGCCACCAUUUUAUGACGUCCAUCCAGUCGUUAGUGAGCUCGGAGCUCAAGACCGACUCAGACCUCGGACUGCGCUACGUGCGCAUGAUGUUCCGGCUGAUAGUCAACUGCGCGCGGGACAUGUCGCCAGCGAUGCGGGAGCUGGUGUCGGAACUCCACAGCGCGGUGACAGCGCUGUUCCAGGAGCAGCCGUCCAUGCACCCUCCGAGCGGGACGGCGCCGCCGCCGCCGCCCGUGCCGCUGCAGAGACUGGCCGACCCUCCGGCCAGGAGCUGGCUGAUGCAGCAGCAGGAGGAGGAGAGUCACUCCGAGGACGGACAGAGUAGGCGAGAGGGAGAGGUGGACCUGGACGAGCCGCUGGUGGUGUGGAGCGGCAGGUCAGACGGAGGUGCCCGGUCGGCACAGUCGCGCAGUGGACAGGGGACGGCGACAUCCUCCGCCGCGCCGCCGACCCUCAGCACGUGGAGCUCGCUCGGCCAGUCGACCUCGGCACCGGCGUCUGCGACUGUAGCGCAGGUUACCACCGCACGACCCAACGUUUCGGCGGCCUCCGCAGCACCAUCACAGAUGCCUGUGUUGUCUGCACGACUGCGGGAACAAUCCAAGGCGUCUGACCCGACAGCGGCGCCGGUCCCCGUCCCUGCGACGGCUUCGGCGUCCGCCGUCCGGCACCCGGCGCCCGGACCGGCGGUCAGCCCACGCGGUGUGGCGGACGCUAGACCGACGCGGCCGGGCGCCAACGUCGCGACUCCCAGUCCAUCUGCCAUCGCCGCCGCCGCCGCUAUUUACAAUGCCGCCGCCGCCGCCGCUGCCGUCGCGUCCGAUGAGGCGGCGACGAUGGCGGCGUGGGCGCCUGCCACCGUCACUGUGCCUCGAACAGUCGUCCGGGAGUCUACCAGCGCUCGGGUGACCAUGCCCGCCGCCGCGACAGGGGUGCCCAUGGCGCCGCAUACUGUGAGGUUAGCGGCCACGACGUCCAGUUUCUUCAGAGCGGCGGCGGCGGCAGAUAAGACACCGACUCAGAAUCCAGCUCAGGCGUCAGCUCAACAAUCGCCUAAAGCACCACCUCAGACUCAAUCUCAGAAAUUAUCUCAAGGAGCUGAAAAAGCAGCGACGAUGGCGGCGGGGGCACCCGCGCCAGCUCAGAAGUCAGGGCAGGUACCAGCUCACACACAAGCUCAGGAAAUAGGUCAGACCACAGCUCAGAAAUCAGCUCAGGUACCAGCCUCAGCCGCCGCACCAGCCCCAGCAACAUCAUCUCAGGCACCAGUUGCCCCCGCAGCGACUCUGGGUGCAGCUGCUACGGUCUCCGCUGCACCCAGAACCGCAGUUCCAACACCGACCGGUGCACACCGAACUCCGCCUGUCGUCGCGUCGUCUAAAGCUGCGGCGAUGGCGGCAGGUGCACCUGCGGCUGCCCCUAGAGUUCAGCACGUGACCACCACCCCGCCACGCACCGUCGCCCAAGCAGCUACCAGCGCUCGGCUAACCACGUCUACAGCGUCCGCUACGGCAACGGCGGCAGCAGCUCAGGCACCAGCUCCGGCGGUAGCUACCGCGGCCUCUUCGCCGAGUCUCGCAUCUCCAAAAACGAUCAGGACUCCUAGUCCUCGAGCUGCGUCAGCCACCACCAGGGCUCCUGGAGCUUUGUUCGCCACCACCAGGGUUCCUGGAACUGCGUCAGUCACCCUCUGGUCUCCUGAAGUUUCGUCAGUCUUCACAGGAAAGUUCCGACUUGCGUCGGCUUCCGUGGGACGCCCGGCUAGGCCUCCUGUCACACCUCCUCGGAGACCGGUCCCGAUGCUUCAGCCGAUUAUCAUACACAUGCCGAACAUCGAAUCAAUCUCACCAGAACGACCGAUCGCUCGAAGCCAGCGACCGCCACAGCGGCCGGCAACGCCACCAGCACCGCCACCACCGCCUCCACCACCGCCGCCGCCGCCGCCGCCCCCAGCGCCGCCGGCGAAUGCCAGUGUUUCGGAUGACGACGACGACAACUCCCUGUUUGUUGACACCAAAGUGGAUGUGAUGGAUACGGCUCUGGCCAUGAUGGGUAUGUUACCCCCGGAGCCGGAGCCUGCGUCUGCCCCGAAGCCAGCGUCUGCCCCGGCGCAGGUGCCGACGUCUGCCCCGAAGCCAGCGCCUGCGCAGGUGCCGACGUCUGCCCCGAAACCAGCGCCUGCCCCGAAGCCUGCGUCUGCCCCGAAGCCUGCGUCUGCCCCGAAGCCAGCGUCUGUGCAGGUGCCGACGUCUGCCCCGAAGUCUGCGUCUGCCCCGAAGCCAGCGUCUGCGCAGGUGCUGACGUCUGCCCCGGAGGUGAAGACGGCGUCCGCUCAGGAGCCGGAGACAGCGUCUGCCCCGGAAGCGGAGCCAGCGCCCGCCCCGGAGCCGGGGCCGUCAUCUAUCCUUGAGCCGCAGCCAGCAUCCGCCCCGGAGCCGGAAUCAGCGUCUGCUCCGGAGCCAGCGCCCGCCCUAGAGCCGGAGGCGGUGGCUGCCCCGGAACCGGAGCCGCCGUGCGCUCAGGAGCCGGAGCCGGAGCCAUCUGCUCCAGAGCCGGAGCUAGCGUCUGCCUCGGAGCCGGAGCCGGACCAGUCGUCCGCUCCGGAGCCAGAGCCUGCGUCCGCCCCGGUGCCGGAGCCUUCAUCUGUUCUUGAGCAGGAGCUUGCAUCCGUUCCGGAGCCAGCGUCUGCCCCCGAGCCGGAGACGGAACAGUCGUCUGCCCCGGAGUCGGGGUCAGAUAUGGAAAUGGCGUCGGACCCGGAGCCAGAGUCUGCCCCGGAGCCGGAGCCGAAGCCAGCGUCUGCCCCUGAGCUGUCGUCUGCCACGGUACUGGAGCCUCCGCCCACCCUGGCCUCGGUGCGGGAGCCUGCACCCGCCCCGGGGCCGUCGUCUGCCCCGCCAGCCGGCCUGGCCUCGGUGCGGACGAAGCCGGCACCGGUGCGGACUGGACACGGCCACUCUGGUGCCAAGGCGGCCUCCAAGACCGCCGGAACAGAGACGGUGUCACAGCCGGCCACCGUGCCAGUGGGAGACCCCGACUGGAAGAAACACCUGCGCGAGAAGCUGCACCGCUCCAUGGAGAAACUCCGAGCGAAGCGCGCCGGGUCGACCGCCCAUCUCACAAAGACGCUAAAACGCGGCGAGAAAGUGACUCGCGGCUCGCCAGGAGGUAAAAAGCGACGGCACAUGGUGGGAGAGCGAGCGGACGGCGAGCCACCAGUUAAGAGUCGUCCCUCCUCGGCGACCGGGAGACUGGACCGCUCCCUUCCGAGCACGCCGGACAGGGACGGCGGCGGGGGCAGCCGCGGCGGCUCGAGGACGUCGUCACCGGGAUCGUCCGGCCGCCAGGCGGAGAAGGGCUCGCGGCGCGGCCGAGGCCGGCUCUCGAGCCCCACGCCACAGCCGCAGUCGGCACAGGACCGCGCGCCGCCGGUGGCCCGGCAGCCCUCGCUGCUGGUGGACGACCACGGGCGGAAGGUGAGCCGCGCCGGCGUCAGCGUGGAGACCCCGCUCACCGACCUGCUGGACAGCAUGCUACUGGCCGGCACCGCCGCGCCGCAGGCUGACAAAGCGGGAGGCAUUAAAAGACCGGCGCCGCACGGACCAAACAAAGCUAUCCCCGCUUUCUGCUCUCCAAGAGGUCAGGGUAAGCCACUACCGAAGAAACCCCGGAGUCCCGAGGCGGAGGCCACGGCUGACAAACCUGCUGAAUCAGCGACCACAGCGGCGGCGGCGGCGGCAGCAGCGGCGGAGUCAUCGGAACGACCUUCCGCGGCGGCGUCCACCACCGGCCGGCGGCGUCGGCGGCGGCGCGCGGGGCUGGACCGGCAGGUGUCGCGACAGCUGAUGGACGACCUUCAACUGUCGGAGGAUUCGCGCGACUCCUCAGCGCCGGGCACUUCCGCUGGGCCCGGCGGUGCGGCUGGGCCCGGCAGUCCGGCUCGGUCCGGCAGCAGUCAGUCGCAGUCCAGCAGCAGUCAGUCACAGUCUGGAGACAGUCAGUCGCGGUCCGACAGCAGUCAGUCGCAGUCCGCCAGUCCGGCUCGGCCCGGCUCGUCCUCCUCCUCCUCCGGCAGCGGCGGCUCCUCCUCUCCCUCUUCCACCUCCUCUGGCUCGCGCUCGGCGUCCGCCACCUCGUGCAGCUCGGCUGUUCCCACCCCAGCGCCGCCUGAAGACUCCAAGGAACCGCCGCACCGGCCCCGUCCUUCCACGUCCACUCUGGUACGGACGCUGCCCGUGUUCGCCGCCACGCCGCCGCCGACGGCCGUGCGGCCAAAGUUCACCCCGCCGCACCCUGCUGUUGGUGAGGAGGACGGCGGGGGCGGUGAUACCGGCUCCUCCGCGCCGGCUGCUCCUGCCACGACCGAGGGGCCGUCCAAGACACCGCCAAAGCCGAAAACAGACGGCGCGGCGACAACGCCGCCGCCACGACGUCUGUCGCCAAGUCCGCCACCACUGUCACCGCCGCCUAAGGCAGGCCGUUCUUCAACAUCGCUGCCCACCCACCUGGUCCGUCCUGCGGACCUGGUGCUGUGGGACCGAAAGCGCGACCCGCUGGGCAUCGGGUUCGCCAAUGACGCGCUCUACAAGCCGCCCGAGCGCGGCCCGCAGUCUCCGAACGUCAGCUACUGCGUGCUGUGCUGGGACGGCGGCGACCUGGUGCUCUGCGACCGCUGCGAGCGCUCCUUCCACGCCGAGUGCUACGUCGGUGACGUCGAUGACGAGGAAGACAAAGAGUGGCAGUGUCUGAUGUGCCGGCCCGUACCGCGCGUCCCGGCGCCAACGGACCGCCGUCGGGGCAGGCCGAACCUCACCCGUUCCGAGAAACUCGUCGCUCGCCGGCUGCUCCUGGAACUCUACGCUGCUUACUACCCCUGUCUCUACUUCAAGAACGCUGAGAACAUGGCCAUGCUGCCAGAGUACCGGCGUAUCGCCAACCCCGUCUCCCUGGACGACAUACGCGAUUGCCUACUCAAUGACGGCUUCCCCACGCUGAUGGAGCUGCUGGCUGCGCUGCGCGGCAUCAUGGGACUGGUCAGCGUGCUGAAGCGGGGCAGCGCAGCUAAGAAGUACCUGAAGGAGUUGGAGGAGGUCUUUGACAUGUUCGUGCGGGACCAUUUGAACGAGCACUGGCUCAUGCUGGACGACGAGCCAGACCGGAAGAAACGCGCCAAGUAACCGCGGCCGGCGCAGUCCCGUAGCUGAGCCGUCUGGUCGGCCUUCUCGGGGAUAACGGAACGGGUGAGGCUCGAACGUUCGAUAGGUAUUAGUGGUUUUCUCAGUGGACUUUUGGCUAUCGUUUUAUAUGCAUGCUUACCAACGAGUGAUGUGUAAUGUGUAUGUUCAUAAUGGUGUAUUUUGGUGUUUGUGAGACGUCUGCUAUGCAGUUAUUGAAGAGCAGCAAGAUGUGAGGUCACCGAGUGUCUGACGAAACAUCGACCUUGUUUGCUGAAUGUGUAUUUUGAAACGUUUUAAAAGCACUGAAAGGUGUCAAGCUAUUGCGCGGCACUGCGGUGUGCGGCAGUCAUCAUAGCUCCCGUUAUUGCGUUUCAAUGAGGCGCGUAGUACAUUGCUGGCAAUUUAAGUUUAGCUAGCUAUGUCUUUCAACCGGUGAGCUAAUGUCUGUAUUCGGAACUGUACUUUGAGAUCUGUAGCGAGUCUUCAUGGCGGUCUACACAAAGUGUUUAACAUCUCUUUCUUGUCGCGAUUAAUGUCUAUCGUCGGCUGUGCGGAUGCAUUUAGUCUUGUUGACAUAGGUCGGUGUGUAUGGAUCUGUUACAACGAAAACGUGGAAGCGCUACGAUAACUCUGAACGGUAAUGUGUAUCGCGGCGAACUGAGUGCCGUACAUGCAGGCUUCAUGUAAGCUGUGAUAUAUCGUCACCGUAGUGUACAAACAAAACGGAAACGCAUGGCCAGUUGGCAGUUAGCGACGCCGCUCAGGACUCUUAGAUGAGCAGUACCUACAUUUGACCGGAAAAUUUCGAAAUUUAGCGAACGUAGUGCGGCGUGUAUGUUGUACGUUGCCUUAAUCUCAGCUCGUUGCCUUCUCAACUGCAUUCGAUUCCCCGUAGGUCAUUUUCAGCACUAGCUUGGCUGUGAUCCGACAUUUUG
Messenger RNA from Amphibalanus amphitrite, 7548 nucleotides. Its product is annotated as nascent polypeptide-associated complex subunit alpha, muscle-specific form-like. The record is from RefSeq and is a predicted model, not a curated record. Gene Ontology annotation, cellular component: chromatin; nucleoplasm. Gene Ontology annotation, molecular function: ubiquitin-protein transferase activity; zinc ion binding. The coding region runs from base 203 to 6613 and encodes 2136 amino acids. Gene Ontology annotation, biological process: positive regulation of DNA-templated transcription. The transcript is spliced from 13 exons. NCBI's taxonomy places the organism in Eukaryota, Metazoa, Arthropoda, Thecostraca, Balanomorpha, Balanidae.